AUGGCAACAAACGAUAAGCCCCAGACUGUCCACGGCGGAUGCCUAUGCGAAGCCGUCCGCUACACCAUCAACUUCCCUCCCGACCAUGACUUCAUCAAAGCCUGCUCAACGUGCCAGUGCUCCCAGUGCCGCAAGCAGACGGGCUCGCUCAUCUUCCGCGUGCAAAAGAUCCCCGUCUCGGCGCUGACGUGGGACGCGCAGUCCACCCUGGGCCGGUACCGCGCGAGCGAGGGCUGCGCCCGCGGCUUCUGCUCCGCGUGCGGGAGCUUUCUCUUCUGGCAGAACGAGAGCUCCGGCCGCAUCAGCAUGACGGUCGGGUGCUUCGACAAGGAGGACCUGCGCAGGUACGGCAAGGUGUUGACGUAUGCGGAGAGGCAUUUGUGGUGUAACGCCGAGAUCGAGGGCGUGACGGACCAUCUCCCGGGAGACAAGUACAAGUUUGACGAUGAGGAUGGCGAGGUCGUGCUCCUCUCGAAGAAAUAA
Molecule: messenger RNA, 483 nt
Organism: Purpureocillium lilacinum
Lineage: Eukaryota; Fungi; Ascomycota; Sordariomycetes; Hypocreales; Ophiocordycipitaceae
Molecular function (GO): carbon-sulfur lyase activity
Source: RefSeq, a predicted model, not a curated record